CCCCCGGACCCGGAGCCGGAGCCGCUCCCGCUCCCCCUGGCCGGCCGCAGCCCGCGCCGCUCCGAGAGAUGCAGCAGCCGGUCACCGCGCAGCCCCACACUCACUGCUAAGGGAGCCCAAGGAAUCAUGGUGAGUAAGGAACCUGGCAAAUGCUUACUCACACCUUCAGAAAGUGAAGUGGAGCCAGCAGCUUCACUGGCCUUGGAGAUGCGAUAUGCGCUGGAUGCCAAUCGGCAGAUUAAGAAAAGGAACAAAGCCCUACAGGUGCGCUUUAAGGACAUCUGUGAGGCUCAGAGCGAACAAAGGGACAGACAGCUCGCUGCUGUGCCACCUACGGACAGAAAGGAAGCCAAGCCCAUCUCCUACAAAGCGGCCGCUUACCGCAAGUAUAUGACAGUGCCUGCCCGCAGGUCCAUCCCUAACGUGACCAAGAGCACAGGAGUACAGACUUCCCCGGAUCUGAAAAAGUGUUACCAGACAUUCCCUCUGGAUCGCAAAAAAGGAAGCAUCAUUAAGAGCACCCAGGCGGUCAACACUUUCAAGAGUCAAAACAAUGGAUUUCUAAUAGACGUCCAAGAUCAGAGUGAUGGUCAAAACUCAGGGGAGGCUGCUCAGUGCAGCAAGACAGUGGGUGAGCAAAAGGCAGGAGAACUGACGGCCCAUUCUGAUGAACACAUGAAUGCCGUCGACCGGGCUCCUAGUGACUCCUGUUUAGAAUCCUGUAAAAACCCAGAUCUGUACAGUUGUGUUAAAGGCCCUCGUCUUCAAAACUCCCCCGACCCGGCUUCUGAAGAGUCUGAUCACCAGCCAUAUGACAAGGCAAAACAAGACACAGCACUGCCGGAUGCCGAGGAUGCCCAUGCGUCAGCGCAAGGCAGAGUAUUUAAGACGGAGGUUGCAACUGUUUAUUUACCUUCGUCUGGUUCCCAAGCCACUGAGCCCACCUUGCCAAACUCAGCAGCGGAAAGUGAAUGGUCACUGUGCCCAGCCACAGAGGAGGAGAAAAAGAGAACUGGACAUCUCAAUGGGCUCCAUCCUCAGGCAGAAAGUGCCCAAACCUGUCCCACACAGGUGCAGUGCCCAUCAACCGAAUGUAACGAGCAGACAAACGUCUCACCGACGAACGAGAAUCCGCCUUGCCACACGGCUGUGGCGGUCAGUGAAGAAUGCCGUGAAAUUGUGCCUCACACAGAAGUAAUAGACUUGAAAGCACAGCUUCAGAUGAUGGAAAACUUGAUCAGCUCCAGCCAGGAAACAAUCAAAGUGCUCCUGGGCGUGAUCCAGGAGUUGGAAAAGGGAGAGGCUCAUCGGGAAGGGCUUUCCUACAGGACCGGCCAGGACACAGCAAACUGUGCCACGUGCAGGAACAGUGCCUGCAUUAUCUAUAGUGUGGAACUGGAUUUUAAGCAGCAAGAGGACAAGCUCCAGCCAGUUCUGAGAAAACUUCAUCCCAUUGAGGAAACUCAGGUUGCACCCUUGCCUUACUCUCCGGAGACCUACUCCUCCACUCCCAAGCAAAAAUCCAAAACUGAAUCCAAAAAGCAUGGAAGAUGGAGACUCUGGUUCCUUUAACAAAACCAUGGAAUCGGGAGUCUGAAGGCCGCCAUCUUGAAAACACACUGGAAUUGAGUUAUCCCUUUCUUCAAAGGUUCCGAAUCAAUUGAACAGUGCUGUCGUUGGGGCAACAUCCAUCUCUCACCACGCUUACCAAAAAGGCCUUUUUACUUAACAGAUAAUGAAAUGGAGGCAAGGGAUUAACUUCAGACCUUGCCCACAUCUGUUUGUAGUUCACUGCUGUGUGAUGGGAAAUGGGAAGCGAAACAUACAUGGUCAAAGAUGACGGAUAAGCAAAACCCUUCCCCAGUUCCCCAGACCUGCUCCAGUAAUGGUGGGCAGGUCACCCUUCUGGACACAGCAGAGAAACUCACACUUAGUUUCCAGCCUUUAUUUUUCUGAAAUACUAAUAAGAAGAAAAAAGCAAGCCUUACGUUUGCACGGGACUUCAUUUGUACAUUUAAUUUUGCAAACAAGCAGGGGGUGAGUGCAAUUUUCAGCACACAAAAUUCUGGAGAAAGCACAAUUUUUUUCAAGUGGUCAGAGACCAUGAAUCUCUCUAAAAUGUGACUCUGUGUAUAUUUGCCUUCAUGUGCUGUAGAGUUAAGCCAAGCGAUCCCAUCUCUGUGUCUCGUCAACACCUCUUGUUGAGCAUCUUCUUCACCUCCAGACCGACGCCAUGUUUACUGCUCAUUUCCCAAUUGGCAAGCAGCCACGAAUCGCCCAAAGUCAGGACAUGCCUUUAAUCACUGAAAGUUGACAGGGUCAAAGCUAUGGGACACCAAGCUUUCUUAGAUCUCAUUUUUAAUCUUUUUGGUACCCAAAGGACAAAUAAUCAAUUCUGGCAAGAACCUGAAAACCAGACAAUGAAGGCCACGGUUUCUGAGGCAUCGUGGGCAUUCUGUUGCCUCGGCUGAAAACGUUUUUGUAGGCUCCCUCUUCAGAUAUACUGUAUGCCAAUGGAAAAGCAGCCAGAGGUUUUAUAUAAUUUGUUAAGCUUUGUAACAACUAUUGAUGACCUGACCAUCUCAAAGAGAAACACAGUGCAUUUUAGCUUAGCGGCCUCAACGGACAAACAUCAUCGCCACUUAACCUAGUAGAAAGCUGUACUCCCUGACAUCCUUAGGAAAAGCUGUGAAUCAAAAGUUUUUAGGUAUUUUUUAAAUAAACAAAGACACUUGGAAUCCUUUCUUGGUUACACACAACAAUGGAAAUCUUCUUUAUUUUUUCACUCAUUCUUUGCACCUUUACGGCUCUCUUUUUAUAACCGCCAAAUCUCCAAGUUGUCACUAACUCUUGUCUGUCAAACUCACUUAUCAUAACAGAAACUAGGGAUCUCCUUUCUCCUUUUUGUACACUUGAAAUACUAGUGAACAGUGUGCUGCUCACACAACCAACGUGCGUCCUUUCCAGGCCCUGGCUCCGUCAGCUCCUGGAGCUAAGCCAGGGCUCCAAUGUGAAUUCCUCUGCCUUUACAUGUUCAAGUAAGGUCCCAGUGAAGGAUGGUAUGUCUUGUAGCUGAGCAACAACUUAGCUAAGGUUUGUUACCAGGUUGGUUGGAGAGUGAAGAAUUUUUAUAGGCUCAGCAAUUCAUACAGCUCCUCAACUAAGUCUUAGGGGCUUGUAAUCUGCAUCAGUAGAGGGAGUAACAAUGGUUGGGAUGCCAUGGAUCCUUAGUACUACUGGAGCACAGAUAGAAAAAAAAGUUGGAAGGAAGGGAGAGAAGAAUGAAGGAAGGAAAGAGAGAGAGACAGAGACAGAGAGAGGCGGGAGGUGGAGGAAAGAAGGGAGGAAACAAAAACAGGAAGGAA
Molecule: messenger RNA, 3365 nt
Organism: Dromiciops gliroides (monito del monte)
Lineage: Eukaryota; Metazoa; Chordata; Mammalia; Microbiotheria; Microbiotheriidae
Gene: INSYN2A
Product: inhibitory synaptic factor 2A
Exons: 4
Coding region: 127-1572 (481 amino acids)
Biological process (GO): inhibitory postsynaptic potential
Cellular component (GO): postsynaptic density
Source: RefSeq, a predicted model, not a curated record